This is a messenger RNA of Cuscuta campestris, 915 nucleotides long. Lineage: Eukaryota; Viridiplantae; Streptophyta; Magnoliopsida; Solanales; Convolvulaceae. The record is from the annotation of a GenBank genome assembly.
AAUCAAACAAGAUCACACAUGACUAUUUUCAGACUUACACAUUGAGAGAAUUUGAUGAGUCAAAGUACUUUGAUGAACAGUUCCAAAAGUCAAAAUUGGACAAAAAGAGUAGGAGGGAGGUAGUAAUUUUGAAGCAAUCGCACUGUUUAUCCUCUCGCUGGUCAAACCGUCAAACUCAGUAACUCACAAGCUCGAACCAUUCACCACCACAAAUGGCGUCGUCCCCGCCGCCAACCCCCGCCGUCCCUCUUCGUCCAUGGCUGCAAUUCGCGGACUCCACAGCUUUAAGCCUCCCUAUCUCCGUCUCCGACGCUACCUAUCGGAUCAACCAAAACCUUAGGUACUUCGUCGGGAAUUACGUCCUUCUCAUGUUCUUCGUCAUCCUCGUCAGCCUCAUCUCCCGCCCUCUCACUCUCAUCGUCUUCCUCGUCAUAUCCGCGUCGUGGAUCUACCUGUAUCUGUCCCGAUCGGAGCCGCUGGAGCUAUUCGGCUUCGACAUUGACGACCGCAUCAUCUUAGGGUUUCUCAGUUUGAUCACUCUGAUCGCCUUGUUCGCCGCCAGGGUUUGGAGUAAUCUCUUGAUUUCAGUUUCCAUCGGAGUUGUUUUAGCUAUUGUUCAUGCCGCGUUUAGGGCUCCAGAAGAUCAAGAGGCUUCUCCUUACGAAGGGUUGCUCAAUGUCGUCGAUAGCCCCAGAGGUAAUUACACUAGGGUAUGAACUUCAUGUCUUUGGAUUAAAGCUCAGUACAUGGUUUCAAUUGGGAUAGCUUUAGGCAUCAAAUGCAAAUGUUCUUAAUCCAAAAUUGAUAUAAAAAAAAAUUGUGUUUAUCAUUGUUUCCCCCAAAAACUUGAAAUGAUGAUCAUGAUAUUUUGAAUGUUCCUCAUGAAUUUCUGCUGGGAACCUGCUAAUUUCUUGG